GUGAGCAAUGGAACCUCCCAAGGGAUUUUGGGCUUCAUUGUGGAGCUUUGUCUGCUUUCUGCCUUUUUUCAUUGGCGUUUGGUUUCUAGGCACCAUCAAAGGUCUCAUUUUCUGUCCAUUGAUAUGCUUAAUAAUGACAAUUGGGAACUCAGCUAUCAUACUUGGUCUUUGGGCCAUGCACAGUAUUUGGACAUAUUACUGUGUUGUGAGAUCCAAACAAUUAGGGCCUUUACUGAAGGUUGUUAUGUGCACAUGUGUACUACCAGUGCUGUUGAUUUUGUGGCCAGUGGUUGGAAUUUUCGGAAGUAUUGUAGGUGGAGCAGCCUAUGGAUUUCUUUCAUCAAUAUUUGCUACUUUUGAAGCUGUAGAGGGAGGAAAAGAGAACAAAGUUUUCCAUUGUUUUACUGAUGGAACAUGGAGCACUAUUUUAAAGACCUUUGAUAUUGUCAAGGAUGUAAGAAAUGCAUGCUUCCAUACUUAUUUCUCGGUUAUGGAUGACCUGCGAGAAGAGGGGCCUCCAAAUGGGAAAUAUUAUGAGAUCAGGCUGCUUUGUCUCCCCGGUGCUGUUGUAGCUGUAGUUCUUGGAAUCAUAGUUGAUAUGCCAAUUGUAUCAUUUGUUGCCAUAUGCAAAGGCCCUUACAUGCUUUUUAAAGGGUGGAAUCGUUUGUUUCAUGAUCUCAUAGGUCGUGAAGGCCCUUUCUUGGAGACAAUAUGUGUGCCUUUUGCAGGCCUUGUUAUCCUUUUGUGGCCACUGGCAGUUAUUGGGGCAGUUCUGGCAUCUGUGGCAGCUAGUAUCUUUCUUGGUGCCUAUGCAGGUCUUGUUUCUUAUCAGGAGUCUUCUUUCUUGUUGGGCCUUCGGUACAUUGUUGCAGCUUUGUCCCUUUAUGAUGAAUACAGCAAUGAUAUUCUUGACAUGCCAGAAGGAUCCUGCUUCCCAAGGCCUCAAUAUCGAAAAAAGGCUGAAAUGUCAGUGACAGCUUCCCAUUCAAAUUCCUUCUCAAGAACCAGGUCCUUAAAAAAAACUCUUUCUCGAACGAUUUCAAUAAAAAGUAACAUUGCUGAGUUGAAACCACUUGAGCUAUUGGAUGGCUUGUUCAAGGAAUGUCAUAAGGUGGGAGAAACACUAGUUUCUGUAGGAUUAAUUACACAUGAAGACAUACAAGAAGCUAUAUCUGGUAAAGGGAGUAGAGUCAUUACUAUUGGUUUACCAGCAUAUUGCCUUCUCCAAGCACUCUUGCGUUCUGCAAAAGCCAAUUCCUCUGGUAUAUUGAUAAGUGAUGAUAUUAAACUAACUACCACAAACAGACCAAAGGAGAAAUUUUUUGAAUGGUUCCUUAAUCCCCUUUUGAUUAUGAAAGAACAAAUCAAAGCAGUGAAUCUUUCUGUGUCAGAAGAGGACUACCUUUGCAAAUUGGUUCUCUUGAGUGGUGAUCCUAAUAGGGUAAAAAAUUCACUUAUUGGCACAACACCUGAAUCUGACAUCAAACUUGCUGAACUUGAUGCAUUGGCUAGAAGGCUCCAAGGGAUCACCAAAUUUAUCACAAGGUUCCCAACCUACAAGCGGCGCUUCGAUUAUCUUGUAAAAACAUUGUCUAAUGAGCUUGCUGACAAGCAUGGAGCUUCAAAAAUAAUCAGAUCAAAAAGUGCUUUUCCUCGAAUUAUUAGUUUGAAAUCCUUCAAAGGCACAAGACCUAAUGCCGAUUCUGAUCAAGAGUCUGAACAUGCAAGAGAUUUGGAAAUUUCAUAA
Molecule: messenger RNA, 1747 nt
Organism: Gastrolobium bilobum
Lineage: Eukaryota; Viridiplantae; Streptophyta; Magnoliopsida; Fabales; Fabaceae
Exons: 10
Coding region: 8-1747 (579 amino acids)
Source: RefSeq, a predicted model, not a curated record